AUGGGUUCCAUGUAUGCGAUCCGUUUUGCAACCCAAUUCUCAAAAGACGAGGAUCCGAACUGUGAUCCGAUUUCCACGACAUUUAGGGGGGGCCUUUUUAGAAACAUUUUUGAGAGCCGUGGCGGACGACGUAAAUCUCUGCAUGCAACACGAAAAACACAUUGCACAUGCAUGAUGCAUAUCUCAAUCUGCAUGCAUGAUGCAACAAAAACGAUCUACAUGCAUAUGCAUAAACCGCAUAAAUGGCAAGGUGGGCUCAAGAUCGCCAACAUGCAUUAUCGCGUAUCUGUCAAGGCGUGGGUCCGCGCCGAGGCAACUCUUUAUGCCGAGAAUGUCAACAAUCGCGUAUCUGUUUUUGUGUUUCUGUUGGGAAAGUGGUUUCUCCACGACCCAGCCGGAUUUUCGCGUGUUUUUGUUAUGCUGGCUAUAACCCCUCUUUAUCUUUGGACCUUACUGGCAGCGGGAAAGAAAGAGUAUAUAAGUACAAGGGAAUUCCGGAAUUUUAAGGAACGUUUACGCGUCACAUUUGAGCGUUAG
Lachancea lanzarotensis is the source of this 537-nucleotide messenger RNA. RefSeq names its product LALA0S11e00936g1_1. NCBI's taxonomy places the organism in Eukaryota, Fungi, Ascomycota, Saccharomycetes, Saccharomycetales, Saccharomycetaceae. The record is from RefSeq and is a predicted model, not a curated record. Bases 1 to 537 code for a protein of 178 amino acids. The transcript has a single exon.